AUGCUACCUGGGAUUGGAGUGUUUGGAACUGGAUCAGUAGCAAAAGUUCUAGUCCCAUUUUUAAGAGAAAAAGGAUUUUCAGUGGAAGCAAUAUGGGGCACGACCUUACAGGAAGCCGAAAAUACUGCGAAAGAACUUAAGAUUCCAUUUUUCACCAACAAAAUUGACGAUGUUUUGCUGAAGAAGAAUGUAAAUCUUGUUUUUAUCGUCUGUGCGCCAUACCUUCAUGCUCAAAUAUCAGUUAAAGCUCUUGGAAUUGGAAAACAUGUUGUUUGUGACAAACCAGCGGGACUCUGUCAAGCAGAAGCACUGAAAAUGGUGCGAGCAGCCCAAUAUUAUCCAACAUUAAUUUCUAUAAUCAAUCAUUCCUUGAGAUUCUUACCAGCAUUUAGUCAUAUGAGAAAAUGUAUUCAAGAUGGUUAUUUGGGCAAUCCUGAUGAAUUAACUUUAAUGGAUGUUCGUGUUCAAAUGGGAUCACUGCUUGGUGAUACUUAUAAUUGGUUAUGUGAUGAUACCAUGGGAGGUGGCACUCUUACUCUUGUUGGAAGUCAUGUCAUUGACUUGGUGUCAUUUUUAACAGGGCAGAAGGUUGUCAAAGUCCAUGGUGUGCUGAGGACAUUUGUAGAAGAGACUGCCAAAGUAAAUGGCAUUAGAAAAAUUACAGCUCCCGACUUCUGUACAUUCCAGUUGCAAAUGGACAAAGGUUUAUUAGUUACAGCCACAUUGAACAAUCACUUGCCUGGUCCUUGUUUUAACCAGGAAAUAUAUUGUUGUAGUAAAAAAGGAUAUUUGGUGGUAAGGGGUGGAGACUUAUAUGGUAAACUGCACAAGAUAAGUCCUAAAAAUUCUCAAGAAGAGGAAUGUAAAAGGCCUCAUGAUAGGGAAGAAGUUAUAUAUGUGGACGUUGAAGAUUUGAGUUGUACAUCAAGUGUAAUACCAAAACCUUACAUAAAGGGCUUAUGUAAAAUGAUAAGUGCACUCAAGGAAGCAUUCCUUCCAGUUAAAGAGCAAAUGGAUUGGGUUAAAGAACCAGUUACAGCUGCUGCUACUUUUGAAGAUGGACAAAGAGUGCAAGCAACUAUGGAAGCAUUAAGAAAAUCAAGUGAAGAUGGAUGUUGGACCACUGUUCAAUUACUAACAGAGCCUCCAGAUCCAAACCCAGCACUGUCUGCAGCAGUCAGAAGAACUGCCAUAUCUUUACAAUAG
This is a messenger RNA of Parnassius mnemosyne (clouded apollo), 1206 nucleotides long. The record is from the annotation of a GenBank genome assembly. Lineage: Eukaryota; Metazoa; Arthropoda; Insecta; Lepidoptera; Papilionidae.